Alosa sapidissima (American shad) is the source of this 3207-nucleotide messenger RNA. It is a transcript of the gene bcas1, whose product is annotated as brain enriched myelin associated protein 1. Bases 200 to 1735 code for a protein of 511 amino acids. Gene Ontology annotation, biological process: myelination. The record is from RefSeq and is a predicted model, not a curated record. The transcript is spliced from 15 exons. NCBI's taxonomy places the organism in Eukaryota, Metazoa, Chordata, Actinopteri, Clupeiformes, Clupeidae.
UAUAUGACCGCACUCCUGCGACACUGGCCAUACAUCCUUGUGCUCCGCUCAGCCACACAAACUUGGAAUACUAACAAACGGAUCUAGCUGCUUUAAAAAUACCAUACGGACGCAAGGGCCGGAUCUUAGUCUGACAGAUAACUGAGGAAGAAAGUUGAGAUUGUAGGAUCUUCAACCAAACCAGAAAUCCAAAAUCAAAAUGGGUAAUGAAAUGUCAUCUCAUAAAAAGAAAGGACGAAAGGGUAAGGUUCAAAAUGGUGAUCUUAAUGGCCAUGCUGUCAAUGCAUCCUCCGACGACAUGACUGAAACAGUGACCACCACUGAGGUAACUGUUGAGGCCUCUCAGUGCCCUGCCUUGGCUGUCACAACAAAUGCAGAUCCUUCUCCUGUAGUGGAGGCCACAGGUGCUGGCGAGACUGAUGGAGUUCAGGAGCAAUCCCAGGAGCAAUCCGUUGACAAAGCUGCAGCAGAACAAACCGAUGAUGCUGUAUGCGUCAUUGAAGAAUCAAAGUCACCUGGUGAAAAUAAGUCCAACUUUUUCAACAAGCUUUUCAACAAAAAGAGUGACACAAAGCCUGUGGAGGUUGACGUGGAAACCCAUUCAGAAGAAGUUGUCUCAGCUGACCAAGUUGAUGCCGAGGAGGUAACCAACAACCUACAAUCUGCUGCCACGGAAUACUCAUCAAAAACGGGAAACUUUGAAGAGCCUGUGGACAUAAAGGACAGCACAGAGCUUGAACUGCCAGAGAGAGAAUCUCUCCACUCUAGUCCAGCUGUCACUGAACAGAACCAAUCGGAGGAUAAUCCAGUUAUGAACUUUUUUAAAACACUUGUGACUCCAACCAAAACUCCCAAAGAAGCAGCAGCAAGUUCUGAUGUUUCGAAAGAUCAGUCACAGAAAGAAACUGCAGCAACAACAGCUCCAGCAAAUGUACAGGAAGUGGAGGCAAAAGGAAAGAUGGCCCCACCUCCCCCGCCAGAGCCACUGAAGAUGGAAGGCAAGACUGAGCCAACAGCUAAGAAAGAGGAGUCACAGCCUGCACCUAAGGAGAUAGAGGCAGGCGCCAAACCCAAAUCAGCCAAAGAAAGUGCCUUCAGCAAACUCUUCCGUCCAAAGGUAUUACUAGGCUUGAAGGCCUCUAAGGCAGUGCCCAGGGGAACCAGUGCCUCUGCCAAACCAGCUACAGUGGUAAAUGCAGUUGAGGAGACAGCAGCACCUGUGGAGGUCGAGACUGAUGCUUCCAAGGCGGCCACUCUAGAGGCCUGUGCUAAACUAGAACCUGCCCCAGCAGUCAAACAGGAGGAGGAAAAGGCUGAGAAGAAGCCCUCAACUUUUGCGUCCUUUUUUAAACCUAAAGUAUUGCUAGACCAAGUGACCUCUAAGAUCCAGGCGGUGGCCUCAACAAGCAGAAUUCGUGGUGCUGCUAAGUCAGCUGGACCGGCUGCAGAGCCCACAAAGGACUCUCCUGCUGUGGCUGCCAACCCUGAGCCCCCCCAGGCACCAAAAGCCAAAGAGGAGGUGCGAGCUGCCCCACCCAGUGCUCCGCCUACCCCACCAGCCCCACCACUGGACAAGUCUGUGGAGAGUGCUGAAAAUCCAUCCCCAACUGUUCCCCGCAGAGAAAAGAGGAACUCCAUCCAGCUGUUCUUCAAGAACCUGGCUCAGAAGCGACAUUCUGAUGCAGGGGUACAAACGGAGGCUGCCGCACCUUCUACAGCUGAGAAGAGCAAAUGAACCUCCAUCUGCCUGUUUGUUUGCUUGAUGAGAACUUUUGCAUUCAUACAUAGAUAUAUUUAUUAUUUACAUUUUGAUCUGAUACCACCUUUAGAAUGAAGGUGUUGGGUUUAUGGUUGGUUCAUAUCCAGAAAAAGGAAUUUAAAUGAAAGUGGCAUAAGGUUUUUUCAUCUUUUCACAAAUCAUGUAAAAUUAUCUUUUUAAAAAAAUGGCCAUCGGAAGUGGAAUGGUAGGGACCCAAGUUGGAAUGAGUUUUAAUGAUUGUUUUAGGUUUGAGAGAUUUGCAGAAAGUAUAUUGUUUUUGUUAGAAUGUUUUCUCUUUAUGAUAUGACGUGGAGAUACUUUAAACAUAUUUACACUUUUUACACUAAGUUAUCUUGUAUGCUUCAUUGUUUAACAUGGAUCUAAAUAAUUAACCUGCUGAUGUAAAGACUCACACACAAUAUGCAUUACAAUUUUACUGACAAGAACUGAACAUGUUCUUUGACAUACAUUACUUACUUAUUAGACAUCAGCACCUGAAAAUACAAUCUUACCAACGUCAUUCCUCAGUGCCAUAGUACAAAUGUGACCUGAUAGCAAAAUGAGUCACAGUGACCCAAAAUCUUUUUCCAAUUGAAAAACUGAGAAAAUCACAUUUGAAGUUACAGGUUACAGGCAGGUACAGUUUGGAUUUGCACUUGAAUAAUAUUUUUUGUAACUUUACAUUCUUGUCUUGACUUAGAGAAAUUCAUUUUGAAUGCCUCUUCUUUCAUAUAACACCAAAAAAGAAAAUCAAAAAAUGUCAAUGUUUUUUGAAGUAAUCGGCCUGUUUCUCAAUAAUCGGCCUGUAUCUCUUAGAAUGUGCGACUUGUGACUCAUUUUGUCAGAUCAGGUUAUUAGAACACAUUCUCCUUUAAUGAGCACAUUACAGCCACUUGAAAACACUGGAUUGCACUUUAUGAUUUAAUUCAUGUUUUGAGGGACUUUUGACAAUAGCCAUUCCAUUUGAGAAGCCUCAAAAACCUUCAAGCAGCUCAUACAUUUUGAAAACACACGAACACAUGAGUGCACUCAUAGCAAGGGCCUAGGUUUGGUUACAGCUGAGAUAAAUCCCCUUCGUUUUCAGCCAAUGUUGUCCUGGAGAUGUACACUUUAUGAGGACAUGUCGGAAUGAAUAUGACUUCACAACAAAAAUAAUACACGAGUUCACUGAAAUAUUGGUAUGGACAAUUUUGUCAUCCCAUGAUAUCGGUUGACCCUUGCAUCAUGGUGAAAUGUUUUUUUAUUUUUGUUUUUAUUUCUGAUGAUUUGCCCAUUUUAGGACUAGGCACUUGGAUGUUGCAUGAUGUGGAUGUUCAUGACACCAAAAAUGCUAAUUUCUUUUCUUUUUUUUUUUUCUUUUUCUUUUUGUCACAAAAAAAAGCCUGUAAAAUAAUGAUGUUGUACUCGACCACCGCAUAACUAAAUAAAUGAAUGUCUUGUGUCUCUCA